AUGCGUCUGAAAGUUGAAACAUAUCUCCAUCUAACAGACAGCCAAGAUAUAUGCACGAGGGGCACAGCGACCGUACUUCAUUUUGGGAGACUGGUCAGCUGGUUUUCAAGGCCUUCUUUCUUGUCUGAAACAAAGAAAAUUGCUGCCUCUCCUUUGAAUGCCCAGCCUUCUUUCCAUGCUCGCUCAAACAGCUUGCCUUCGAGGCAACACCCCUUCGCCUCACAAAUCGAUGAAAAUCUGAACCGAUUGAGGGCAUCUCAAUCGGCCUCUACAUCAUCAUCAGUAGGAGAUAAACUGAAUUGUCUGCAAGAUUUGUAUGACUAUGUCGAUAUGUUUCUACAAUUGCCUCACACUCCACAAGCUCUAGCACAAGAGCAGCAUAGGAAACUGGUUGAACUUUUGGAUGGAUCUCUUUCGCUCCUGGAUGUAUGUGGAACCGCUAAAGAUGCCUUGCAGAAAACAAAGGAAUGCACACAAGAACUUCAAUCAAUUUUGUGCCGGAGACGAGGAACCGAGUGCCUUGCAAAUGAGGUUAGGAAAUACUUCACCUCCAGGAAGGCUGCAAGAAAGGCAAUAUGCAAGGCCUUAAAGAACUUGAAACAUAUGGAGAAUAAACUUGCCUCCUCUUCCUUCAGCAAAGAUGGUGAAACCGGAGCCGUGAUUAGCACCUUAAAACAAGUAGAAGCAGUAACCAUCAGCGUCCUAGAAUCCAUGUUGACCUUUAUUUCAGGGCCAGAGGCUGAGCUGAAAUCAAGCCGGUGGUCACUAAUCUCAAAGUUAAUGCACCAGAAAAGAGUAAUGUGCGAGGAAGCAGAACAGAAAACAAUUGCGUUCCUUCAUUAA
Hibiscus syriacus is the source of this 843-nucleotide messenger RNA. RefSeq lists its product as uncharacterized. The record is from RefSeq and is a predicted model, not a curated record. Bases 1 to 843 code for a protein of 280 amino acids. The transcript has 2 exons. NCBI's taxonomy places the organism in Eukaryota, Viridiplantae, Streptophyta, Magnoliopsida, Malvales, Malvaceae. Gene Ontology annotation, biological process: root development; shoot system development.